AAGUCGUAAAGAGUCAAGAAAGGACCCGCACUGCAUCACUCUCAAUUGAAUCUUUGAAUCAAUUAAACAUGUUUCAAUUCCUCUCAUCAAACCCUUCUUUCUUUCCUCUCUUUCUCUUUCUCUUUCUUUCUUCUGCAGCAUCCACCUCUCCCAUGCAUCAUCUUCCAGAUGAAAGCGUGGAGACAAAUGAGACGGUGCUGAAUAAGCAUGGCAAUGGCGGCAACACUAGCACCACUCUGCUCCUUGCUCCCCACAGAACUAACCGACCCGAUAUCUUCAACCAUUUCCAACCUUACACUGCUGGCUGGAAUCUUACCAAUUACCACUAUCUUUCGUCAGUGAUUUCAAGUGCAGUUCCCUUGAUUGUAGCAGCUGUAGCAUGGUUGGUCGUAUUUGGGGUUUGUUUACAACUCAUCUGUUUCUGUUACUGCUGUUGCCCUUCUUCAACUCCUCCUCCUCAUGCCUAUUCCAAAUCUGCCUAUGUUUCCUCCUUCAUCUUCCUCUUCUUAUUCACCAUUGCAGCAAUAGGUGGAUGCUUGAUCCUCUACAGUGGUCAGGGGAAGCUUCACGAAAGCACCUCACAAACACUGCAUUUCCUAGUGAAUCAAGCUCACCUCACUGCUCUGAAUCUCAGGGAGGUCUCAGAUUAUUUUGAUACAACUAAGCAGGUUGGCCUUGCUGCUGAUCUAUCAUUCUUGCCGCCGGAUUUCGGAGACCAAAUCGAUCAUGUUAAAACCAAACUCACUAGUGCUUCUCUUCUUCUUUCCAAUAAGACUGAUCACAACUCACACAACAUACAACAAGGAUUAGACACAAUGAGAUUGGCUCUUAUCAUUGUUUCUGCUGUUAUGCUCUCUGUUACAUUUGCUGGGUUCUUAUGUUCCUUACUUGGGAUACAGUGCCUUGUAUACUUCCUAGUAGUUAUUGGAUGGAUUCUAGUUGCAUGUACCUUCAUACUUUGUGCUGGAUUUCUGUUUCUUCAUAAUGUGAUUGGGGAUACAUGUGUUGCAAUGGAUGAGUGGGUGCAGCAUCCAACUGCACAUACAGCUCUGGACGAGAUUCUUCCAUGUGUAGAUAACUCAACUGCACAACAAACCUUGCUAGGAAGCAAGGUUGUGAUUGGUCAAAUAGUUGAUGCAAUAGAUCUCUUCAUUUCGGAUGGUCUGAAUCAAGACCUUCCAUUACUCGAAUUCAACCAAUCGGGUCCUGAAAUCCCUCUUGUGUGCAACCCAUUCCACAGUUGCAACAACCUCCAACAAGUGACAUUGCAAGAUGCCAAUGCUGUGUGGAAGAAUUACACAUGUGAAGCUUCUUCAUGGGGAAGGUGUGUGAGUGUUGGUAGAAUGACUCCAACAGUGUACACACAAUUAGGGGCAUUAGUGAAUGUGACGUAUGGUUUAUAUCAUUAUGGACCGUUUUUGAGUGAUUUAGUGGACUGCACUUUCGUCAGGGAAACCUUCUCAGCCAUAACACACAAUUAUUGCCCUUCACUAAGCUUGUUUACUAAAUGGAUUUAUUUUGGAUUACUGCUGGUUUCUGUAGCCGUAAUGUUCUCUUUGAUUUUGUGGAUCAUCUACGACACACACCACCGCCAUCGUCGCUACACCAAAACCAUGCGUUACAUUGUCAGAUAGAUAUCUCAUUCUUCAUCCUUUUUAGUACAUGUAUCAAUUAUGUAAACUAUAAAAUCAUAGUAAUAAUAAAAAAAUGUU
Arachis ipaensis is the source of this 1712-nucleotide messenger RNA. RefSeq lists its product as uncharacterized. Gene Ontology annotation, cellular component: plasmodesma; plasma membrane. NCBI's taxonomy places the organism in Eukaryota, Viridiplantae, Streptophyta, Magnoliopsida, Fabales, Fabaceae. The record is from RefSeq and is a predicted model, not a curated record.